AUGAGUUUUGGCUUCAGUAUCGGUGAUUUUCUGGCGGUCUUACAACUAGCAAAUGACUUGGGAGGCCGCUUUGCGCAAGCACCGAGGGAGUACAAGGCCAUCAAGGAUGAGGUCGAGUCUCUUAUCUUUGCUCUCAACCGCAUCAACGGCUUUAAUGAAGAGGAAUUUGAUGACCAACAGAAAGACGGUGUGAAUCAAGUCAUCCAGAGCUGUGACAUUGUCCUUCAGGAUCUUGACUCUAGGCUACAAAAAUUCCACGUUCUGGCCGAGGACUCUACUCCAGACUGGGCGGGCAAAGUGCGCCAGGCGUGGAAAAGGAUCCGAUGGAACCAAGCAGAGAUCAAUAACUUUCGCUCUCGGAUCGUUUCCAAUAUUUCUCUGCUGAACCUCAUUAUAGGAAAUACCAAUCAGCAUGGAAUCCAAACUCUUACCCAGAGACAAGAAAAUCAUGAACGUAACAAAGUCCUGACUUGGCUGAGCCCAGUGAGCCCAUCAUUACGACAAAGCGAGGUUUUCAAUUCUCAUCAAAAGGGGACGGGGACGUGGUUGCUGAAAACAGAGGCCUUCCAGCGAUGGAUCGGCAGUCAAGAGCAGGUUCUAUUCUGCCCUGGGAUCCCUGGCUCUGGGAAGACAGUCCUUUCAUCAAUCGUCAUUGAUCAUAUAGAGCAAACGUUUCCCAACCAAGACGACGUUGUGAUUGCAUAUCUGUUUUGUGACUAUCGGCAGCAACAUACACUUGUUGACCUCUACUCGGCUCUUUUGAGACAAGCUGUACAACGAAAAACCUCCAUACCAGAGAGAAUCAGAUCGUUUUAUAACAAGUACUCAGAAAAAUCAGCUAAACCUUCGAAAGAUGCGAUACUAGAUGAAUUGCGAUAUGUGCUCGCUUCGUGCGCAAGAGCUUUUGUCGUGAUCGAUGCAAUUGAUGAAUGUCCAAUUUCCGACGCUAACCAUGCUAUUCGCCAUUCAUUUCUCCACGAGCUUGUUCGGUUGCGGAAUGAAGAAGGAUUUAAUAUUCUUGCAACUUCCCGACACGACCAGGAAAUUGCAGCCCACUUCGAGGACUCUGCUUCCGUGGAAAUACAGGCGAGCAGUGCAGACAUCCAAUACUAUGUUGACGUCCGUUUGGAUGAUCUUCCGCCUUUUGUUCGAAGAAGAGAGAAAUUAAAACAGGCAAUCAAGAACGGUAUCGCCGAAGCAGCCAAAGACAUGUACGAAUUUAUCUGGGUUUGCAGUGAAUACGUUCUAACAUUUCUUAGGUUCCUUCUUGCUCGGCUUUAUUUUAAUCUCCUCUUGGAUGAAUCGAACGAAAAAGGGAUUCGAAGAAUGCUAGAAGAGUUCCGCACUGGUUCUCACGCUGGCUCUCAGCCUAAUACUUAUGAUCAUGCCUAUAGUGAGACCAUGAGUAGAAUCGAGCGUCAAGGGCCAAAUGCUUCGGGUCUUGCAAAGAAAACAAUCGGAUGGAUCUUAAACGCCAAAAGAAAUCUGACUACCGCUGAGCUCGAGCACGCGCUGGCGAUUGAGCUUGAGACCUCCGAAUUCGACGACACAAAUAUCACGGACAUUGAGCAAUUGACGUCGUAUUGCUGUGGUUUAGUUCUUGUCGACGAACAAACGACCGAAGUAAAGCUUGUCCACUACACCACCCAAAAGUUCUUUGAAAGCACCCUGAAGAGUUGGUUCCCGGAGAUUCUUGACCAUAUCACGGACUGCUGUUUGACAUACCUCUCAUACGACGUAUUUGAGGAAGAUAGAUUUGAGGAAAAGAAAGAGGUUGAAAAAAUCCCAAAUGAGUACCCAUUCUACUCUUACUCCUCUCAGAACUGGGGGCAUCAUUUCCGGGAAGCUCCUGGAGACCGGUCGAUACUCCUAAAAUUCCUUCAGAGUGAAGCGAAAUUGGCUGGAUAUGACCGCUGCGGUUUUGAGCCUCUGAAUUGGAAACCAGAUCCUAAAACGAGCGGAAUAAAAGCGGAACAUAUUGUUGCCUUUUUCAACUUGGAUCAUCUAAUGCAAAAGCUACUUCAAACAAGCCCAGGCAAUCUGAACAUCCAAGACUCGAGUGAGCAUACGCCCUUGUUCCUCGCUGCAAGCCACGGACAUGAAUCAGUGACCAAGUUGCUUCUAAAUAUGGGCGCCAAGGUUGAUCUCCCAGAUAAAGAUGGCACUUCGCCAUUACAUGCAGCUGCAGAUCAAGGCUCUGCUGUGGUAGUCCAGAUGCUCCUGGAUAAAGGCGCCGACAUUAAAAUCAAAGAUUCGAAACAUAAGACUCCAUUAUACGUCGCCGCAGGCAAGGGCCAUGAGAUCAUUGUCACGCAGCUUUUAGAUGGAGGCGCUGAUAUCGACGCUGGGGACGAAGAUGACAGGACUGCAUUACAUGCGGCUUCACUGGGGAAUCAUGUGACCACAGUCGAAUUGCUUUUAAGCAGAGGCGCAAACCUCGAAAGUAGGACAAAGAGUGGCGAUGUCCCGUUACAUGAUGCAUCAUUAAACGGCAAUCUAAAAGUGAUCAACCUGUUAUUGGAAAAGGGUACAAGCCCCGAAAUAGCCAACGACGAAGGCAAAACACUAUUACUCAAGGUUUCCGACUAUCCCCUCUACGGAUUGCUUAAUGAAAAGAUUGAUGCCACAUUCGAGCUUCUCCUAAACAAGGGUGCCAACACUGAAGCCAAAUGCAGGCAUGGGGAAACUCCACUGCAUCGGACUGCAGAAAGAGGCUGGGAGGCACCGGUGAAACUUUUAUUAGACUAUGGGGCCAACAUUGAAGCCACAACCAUCGACAGCAUGACCCCAUUACACUUGGCUGCCCGGAAAAAGAGGGUAGAAAUUGUCAGAAUGCUCCUAGACCGGGGAGCUAGCGUUGAUCCCAUGAGUCAAAGCAGGCAAAUACCAUUGCACGUUGCAGCUGCCACAGGAGAUGAGGCCAUAGUUACAAUGCUGUUGGACAAGGCCGCCAACAUCAAUGUCUUUGAUCGAUUUGGCUGCACUCCAUUAUUCUGGUCUUCCUUGAACGGGCAUGAGACCGUGUCAAGGCUGCUCUUAAACAAGGGUGCUACUCUCAACCCUCCAAGCUCUGGACCUCAACUGUUACCCUCAGCAACCACCGAGGGUGGGCACGAUGUGACUUUAAGAGCUUUACUUGGAAAAGAGAGCAACUCUAAACAGUUCAAUAUUUAUCAUCGAACUGCUUUACACAUGGCGGCUGCCGGGGGGCACAUACCGAUGGCAACACUUUUGCUCUCUGCUGGAGCAAAAUCAGAUAUCCCAGAUCGAUAUGGAAGAACACCAUUGUUUAAUGCUGUUUGCGGAGGCCAUUCAGACAUGGUUCAACUGCUCCUCGGCUUGCCAGAUGUUGAUAAAUCCCGUCCCGACAUCUGGGGGCUUACCCCUCCUCUCGAGGCCCAGAAGAGGGGGUUCCAUGAGAUCAGCCUGCUCCUCAAUAGCGAAAGCGAAAACGUGGACUCAGGUGUGGAGCCAAUCGUGAAACCCGAAUCCACAGAACAGAGACCUCGAUUUUGUGAUGUCUGUCUAAGAGGCCUUUUGGAGGAAGAAGUGUACUAUUCGUGUGACUAUUUUUACACGUGCAAAUUCUGUCCCCCUGCGCAGACCAAAAGCUGUCCACUGUGUGGAAACAAGCUGGUGAAAGCGAUCUACAGGUCUCCCACGACGUCAAUCCUGGAAGUAUUCGAAUCAUGCGUGUGCAUGUAA
Penicillium egyptiacum is the source of this 3705-nucleotide messenger RNA. The record is from the annotation of a GenBank genome assembly. Lineage: Eukaryota; Fungi; Ascomycota; Eurotiomycetes; Eurotiales; Aspergillaceae.